Molecule: messenger RNA, 417 nt
Organism: Vicia faba (fava bean)
Lineage: Eukaryota; Viridiplantae; Streptophyta; Magnoliopsida; Fabales; Fabaceae
Source: the annotation of a GenBank genome assembly
AUGGUUGCUUCAUCAUCUACUGCUGUGAAUGUUCUUGAUGCUAUCAACAUUAAUAAAGAUCAAAGACCACAGAAUGCUGACAAGCCUACUCACGUUCCAAGAUCCUUAUUUGUGUCUGUCAAAGAAUUGGAAGUUUGCUGUGAGCUCAUGAUUGAUCUUCCUAAUCUGAGAGACAAUGGGUUUGAUCUGGAAGAGGAAAUCCAAACUCAAGGAUGGAAUAUGUUCUUCAACAGACUGUAUGGUCCAGUCUAUGAUGUGCUGGUGAAAGAGUUUUGGAUCCAUGCUCACCCAAUUCCAACAAGAAUAGUGUCUAGUGUGCUGGGAGUGACUCUAGUAAUUACAGAAGAUCAUGUGCGCAAACUGUUGGGUCUGACUGAGAAGAUUGGGUUCUACAAGGCUCCUGCUGGAGGACUGUAG